Rosa chinensis is the source of this 1484-nucleotide messenger RNA. RefSeq names its product (S)-2-hydroxy-acid oxidase GLO1. The record is from RefSeq and is a predicted model, not a curated record. The coding region runs from base 180 to 1286 and encodes 368 amino acids. Gene Ontology annotation, cellular component: peroxisome. Lineage: Eukaryota; Viridiplantae; Streptophyta; Magnoliopsida; Rosales; Rosaceae. Gene Ontology annotation, molecular function: FMN binding; oxidoreductase activity. The transcript has 12 exons.
AGGAACCCAAAAUGGCAAAGUCAAUAAUAGCCAUUGACCCGUGAAUGUACUCAGAUUCAGUUUUAGCAGGGCAGUGCUCGAGUGCGUCUCAUUGACCCAUCAUCACCGUUCCUCACUUGUUCAAAACUUCAAGAGGAUAAGAUUGAAGGGUUCCUGGGGACAGCAUAACUGUUGGAGAGAUGGAUCACAUAACCAAUGUUUCUGAGUAUGAAGCAAUUGCAAAGAAGAAUUUGCCGAAGAUGGUUUACGACUACUAUGCAUCCGGUGCAGAGGACCAGUGGACUCUUAAGGAGAAUCUACUUGCCUUUUCCAGGAUUUUGUUUCGACCUCGAAUUCUUAUUGAUGUAAGCACAAUAGACUUGAGCACAACUAUUUUGGGCUUCAAAGUUUCAAUGCCCAUCAUGAUUGCUCCUACAGGCAUGCAGAAGAUGGCUCACCCUGAAGGAGAGUGCGCAACUGCGAGAGCAGCAUCUGCAGCUGGCACAAUUAUGACACUGUCCACUAUGGCUAAUUCCAGCAUUGAAGAAGUUGCCUCAACAGGACCUGGUAUUCGCUUGUUCCAACUCUAUGUGUUGAAAGACAGGAAUCUGGUUACACAGCUUGUCAGAAGGGCUGAGAGGGCUGGUUACAACGCAAUAGCCCUCACUGCUGACACUCCAAAGCUCGGGCGCAGGGAGGCUGAUAUCAAGAACAGGUUUACUAUGUCACCAAGUUUGACAUUGAAAAACUUUGAAAAUUUGGAUAUUGGAAAGAUUGAUGAGACCAAUGGUUCUGGAUUAGCAUCAUAUGUUGCUGGACUAUUUGACCGCUCUCUCAGCUGGAAGGAUGUGAAAUGGCUUCAGACUAUCACUACAUUACCAAUUCUGAUAAAGGGUGUAAUAACUGCCGAGGAUACAAGGUUAUGCAUACAAGCUGGAGCUGCAGGAAUAAUUGUAUCCAAUCAUGGAGCUCGGCAACUAGAUUAUGUCCCUGCAACUAUUAUGGCUUUGGAAGAGGUCGUCAAAGCUGCAGAGGGUCAAAUUCCUGUUUUUCUGGAUGGUGGAGUGAGGCGAGGAACAGAUGUUUUUAAAGCUUUGGCUCUUGGAGCAUCGGGUGUAUUUAUUGGUAGACCAGUGGUGUUCUCAUUAGCUGCUGCCGGUGAGGCUGGUGUAAGGAAAGUACUUCAAAUGCUCCGUGAUGAACUUGAGCUAACAAUGGCAUUAAGUGGUUGCUGCUCGCUAAAGGAGAUAAGGCGUGACCACAUUGUGGCAGAAUGGGACGCUCCUCAUAUUGCUCCCAGAUUGUAGAAUGGUGUGCUGCAACCCUUGUACCAAAUGAAUCUUUUUUAUUAUAGAUUUUGGGCAUGAGAUUUAUAGUGUCUUACUCCAAUAAGUUCCGCAUGUGGACACUUCAUACCUACUCAUGUGGACACUCCUCUGCCCUCAAAUACACAUAAAGACUUUUCUUUGCCGAUUCCUCUCUAUGAAAGUGGUUUUUUCCGAUUA